This is a messenger RNA of Aspergillus nidulans FGSC A4, 888 nucleotides long. RefSeq lists its product as uncharacterized. NCBI's taxonomy places the organism in Eukaryota, Fungi, Ascomycota, Eurotiomycetes, Eurotiales, Aspergillaceae. The transcript has a single exon. Gene Ontology annotation, molecular function: enoyl-CoA hydratase activity. The record is from RefSeq and is a predicted model, not a curated record. The coding region runs from base 1 to 888 and encodes 295 amino acids.
AUGGACCUCACCCAGAUAAGACGCCACCAUUGGACCACCUCAAUCACCUAUGAUGCCAGUAAUAUCAUAACAUACAAUCUAUCCGUCGGCAGCAAAGGUCAAGAUCUCCGUCACUGCUGGGAAGAGCAUCCCGAGUUUCAAGCCCUGCCGACGUUCAGCUCGCUAGCUGUGAUCGACAUCAUGGGAAAAGUCACUGUUGACAUGCCGAAACUCCUGCCACUAUAUAAGCCGAGCCAGCACCCGCAUGUCCACGCAGAGCAUUCUCUCGAGAUAAGAGGGCCAUUGCCAAGAUCGGGAACUCUAACCUCUGAGGCGAGGAUUCUUGACGUUGUCGAUCGUCGCACGGGCGUCGCUCUGAUUGUGGGUAUUUCAAUCAGGAAUGAGGAUACGGGGGAGUGGAUUUGCUAUAGCGAGUGGACCUCUUUUCUGAUGAAGAUGCCAGGAGACGGGGCGUCGAAGGCUUCUUCGAGUAUGCAGAGUACACUACUUCCUAGCCGAGAGCCCGACGCGGUGCUCAGCCACCAGACAACCCCUGAACAAGGUGCUCUGUAUCGAGCGGCAACAGGCGAGUGGAAUCCAAUGCAUAUUGAUCCUGCGACUGCCCAGCGGGCUGGCUUCCCAGGCCCUAUUCUCUCUGGGACGUGUACGAUCGGGAUUGGCGUAAACCAUGUUAUCGAGGCCUUUGCUGGUGGAGAUUCGGCGCGAUUCCAGAGACUAAAGCUGAGACUUAGCAAGCCUGUCUUUCCCGGGGAGGUAGUCACAACCAAGAUGUGGCGGUUUAACGAAACGAAGAUUGUUUAUCAACAGGUGGCGGGGGAUGGGAGGGUUGUCAUUUCGAAUGCGGAGAUUAAACUGAAAGCUGGAGGAAAGCAGCGGAGCCAGUUGUAA